AUGGUCACAGCGUCCAAGUCCCCCCCUGUGGGCAAAUACUCUCCCAGAUAUCAACCCCUAAACCAGGGCGGAGAGCUGGGCGAGCCCGAAGCACAGGACGGCAGCGGCAUGGCGGCCAGCUUCGCCGCGAGCCGGAAUGGACCCGAACAUCGCUUCUUCAGGGUUGCAACCUAUGGCUUGGCCUUCUGCCUGCUUCUCCUUGUCGGCUGCAACCUCUUCUUCUCUCGCCAAAAGGUCUACUCCGGCCACAGCUCAUGCCCUUGCUCCCCGCACAAGGUGCCCCAGUAUUUUCAGACCUCUCCGGAGCUUUGGCCCGGUCCAACCGCGACCGGCCGCGCCGCCUUCCUGGCCCAGACACGGACAUUUGAUCCCACCUUGACCUACGUGCCCAAUGAGCCGCUUCAGACGUCGUAUCCCGUCCAGGGCAUGGGGCAAGCCAACCAGAGUAUCUUCAAAAUGAUGGGCUAUCUGUCCCCCUAUGCGCCCUCGCCUGGCUUUGGUGUUGACGAGUAUCCCUUGCCCGCCGGCGCUGAGAUCAUUCAGGUCCAGAUGCUGUCACGGCACGGCUCUCGCUAUCCCACCACCGGCUCCAAGGUCGAGGCUCUCGGCCAACGCCUCGCCAAUCUCUCCGACGGCUUUGCCCCGAAAGGACCCUUGGCUUUUCUCAAAGACUGGAAAUACCAGCUCGGCUCCGAAAUCUUGGUUCCAAAAGGCCGGGAGGAGCUGUUUGAGUCAGGCAUCUUGCACAACUACAUGUACGGCGGCUUGUAUAAUCCGAGAAGCAAGAUCAUUGUCCGAACAACGACGCAGGAUCGAAUGCUCAAGUCUGCCGAGAACUGGUUAGCUGGAUUCUUUGGGCUGGAUUGGGCAAACAACGCCACCAUCGAGGUGAUUAUAGAGGACCACGGCUUUAACAAUUCUCUGGCCGGCUCGCUCAACUGCCCCAACUCAUGGAAAAAGUCGUCCGGCGAAGAGGCUCGAAAUACUUGGGUGCAAUCAUACCUUGUCAACGCCACAACUCGAUUCCAAGCCAUGACCGAGGGUUUUACAUGGACGGCCGACGACGUUUACGCCGCGCAGACCAUGUGUCCCUACGAGACCGUUGCCUACGGAUCCAGCAGAUUCUGCGACUUGUUUACAUAUGACGAGUGGCAGGGCUUUGGCUACUCGAUCGACCUGUUCUUUUCGGCAAUAAGCGCAUUCAACAGCCCCGCGGGACGCGCGAUCGGCAUCGGUUACCAGCAAGAAGUCAUUGCGCGCCUGACGAACCAUACGCUUGGCUACUCAGGCUCUCAGAUCAACGUGACGCUAGACAGCAGCCCGGAGACGUUUCCACUGAACCAGAGCCUCUACUUUGACUUUUCCCACGACACCAACAUCGUUUCGGUCUUGACGGCAUUUGGCCUCCGCCAGUUCGCAGAGGAACUCCCGGCCACACGCUAUCCUGGGAAGCACAACCUGACCAUUGCCCACGUGACGCCCUUUGGCGCCCGCCUCGACAUCGAGGUCAUCAAGACACCGAAACCGGUCUCUCCGAAUCGAGACGGUUACCUACGUGGCGAGGAGACGAGAUAUAUCCACUUCGUCUUGAACCAACGAACAUUGCCUCUGGGCAAGAGCUUCCCCGAAUGCGAUGCCAGUCGUCAGGAUGGCUGGUGCGACUUGGACACGUUUUUGAAGGCGCAAGAAGAUAUGGCGUCCAAGGCCAAGUUUGACCACGCUUGUUUCGGAGACUAUCCUCGCGUAUCAUACGGAGAGGUCACAGACGGCGCUCCGCCAUGA
This is a messenger RNA of Hirsutella rhossiliensis, 1782 nucleotides long. RefSeq names its product histidine phosphatase superfamily (branch 2) domain-containing protein. NCBI's taxonomy places the organism in Eukaryota, Fungi, Ascomycota, Sordariomycetes, Hypocreales, Ophiocordycipitaceae. The record is from RefSeq and is a predicted model, not a curated record. The coding region runs from base 1 to 1782 and encodes 593 amino acids. The transcript is spliced from 6 exons. Gene Ontology annotation, molecular function: acid phosphatase activity.